This is a messenger RNA of Harpegnathos saltator (Jerdon's jumping ant), 1844 nucleotides long. Its product is annotated as serine protease 30. Lineage: Eukaryota; Metazoa; Arthropoda; Insecta; Hymenoptera; Formicidae. Gene Ontology annotation, molecular function: serine-type endopeptidase activity. The transcript has 11 exons. The record is from RefSeq and is a predicted model, not a curated record. The coding region runs from base 94 to 1584 and encodes 496 amino acids. Gene Ontology annotation, biological process: proteolysis.
GUGAACCAUAUCUUGUCCGCAAGCAUAUUGAAACACAUAUAAACCUAGGAAUGCAAUACUGUUCUAAUUAGUACCAACAGGUCUGCAAUCAGGAUGGCUGUAUACGCUCUUCUCGUGUUCGUCGCUCUGGAAUGCGCCGCUCAGGGAUCGCUGAUUCCUCAAAUUGUGGGUGGCAAAGAUGCUGAAAUCGGCAAAUAUCCGUAUCAAGUAUCGUUAAGAUUGUUUGGAGAUCACAUGUGCGGCGGAUCUGUCAUCGACGAAAAUAACAUAUUAACAGCAGCGCAUUGCAUCGAUGGGAGAGAAAACGUGCUGAAUUAUUUGAAAGUCCACGUCGGCACGAACUUUCUCAAUGAGACAGGCGAGGUUUAUUCAGUUGAAUCUCUCAUUGCCCAUGAGGGAUAUAGCAUACUUCUACGCAUUAAUGACAUUGGUCUGAUUCAUCUUAAAGAACCAAUCAAGUUUAACGACAAGGUGCAGAAGAUCUAUCUUACGGCUACUAACAUCGAUAACGGACCGUGCAAGUUAACUGGAUGGGGAUCUACUAGCCUCGAUGGAGAUGCUUCGAACAAUUUGCAAGAAAUUGAUUUGAAGAUAUAUCCUCUCCCGCUGUGCGAAAAAAAGAAUAUAAAAGUUCAGAAAACUCACAUUUGUACUCUGACGAAAGCAGGAGAAGGUGCUUGCCAUGGUGAUUCCGGUGGACCUUUGGUGACUAAUGACGUUCAAGUCGGAAUCGUCUCCUUUGGUAGACCAUGCGCGCUCGGAUAUCCUGAUGUAUAUACACGAGUGCCCUCUUUCUUCAAUUGGAUUAACAAAAAUAAGAAGAAACUGCAAACUUGUCUGCAUAGAAUCGGAAUGGUUGUGUAUAUUCUUCUUGUGCUCAUCUCUCUGAAAUGCGCCGCUCAGGGAUCGCUGAUUUCCCAAGUUGUGGAUACAACUGUUGAAAUCAAAAAAUAUCCGUUUCAUAUAUCGUUAAGAUGGUACGGGAUUCACAUAUGCGGCGGAUCUAUCAUCGACGAAAAUAACAUAUUAACAGCAGCACAUUGUAUCGAAAGGCUAAAAAGCCAGCUGAAUUAUUUGAAAGUCCACGCCGGCACGAACUUUCUCAAUGAGACAGGCGAGGUUUAUUCAGUUGAAUCUCUCAUUGCCCAUGAAAGAUAUAGCAUGCCUCUACUCAUUAAUGACAUUGGUCUGAUUCAUCUUAAAGAACCAAUCAAGUUUAACGACAAGGUGCAGAAGAUCUAUCUUACGGCUACUAACAUCGAUAACGGACCGUGCAAAUUAACUGGAUGGGGAUCUGCUUGCCUCGGUGGAGAUGUUUCAAACGAUUUGAAAGAAACCGAUUUGGAGAUAUAUCCUCUCUCGUUGUGCGAAAAAAAGAAUAUAAAAGUUCAGAAAACUCACAUUUGUACUCUGACGAAAGAAGGAGAAGGUGUUUGCCAUGGUGAUUCUGGUGGACCUUUGGUGAUUAAUGACGUUCAAGUCGGAAUCGCCUCUUUUGGUAGACCAUGCGCGCUCGGAUGUCCUGAUGUAUUUACACGAGUGUCCUCUUUCUUAAGUUGGAUUAACAAAAAUAAGAAGAAGUAAGAAAUUAAGGACUAAGAACCAAUGACACUCGUAAUGAUGAAGAUAUCAUGGAAUUUGUUUUCGCAAUCGUUCGAUAUGAGAAAACAAAUUGUUUUGAUUUUUAUCUGAAUGGAUUUAAUCAGAUGAUAACUGUUUUCGACAACGAUAUUUCUACAAUUUCUAAAAAAGAAUACACUUUAACGUACCAUUCUACUUUGAUGUAUCAAUUCCUAAAAAAGAAUAUACUUUAAUGUACAUUAAUAAAUAUAACUCCAAAAAUA